AAAGAAUCAGGGGCCCAUUGGUAGAGUGAGUGCCUUUGUUCAAGCCCCAGUCCCCUCCUUCAGAGGUGGGGGGUGGGCAGGCAACAGGAGGCUUCACUAGCAGUGAAAUAGUACUGCAGGUGUCUCUCUAUCUCUCACUCUCCACCUGUCUUGUCUCUUGCCCUCUAUAAAAAGAAAGAAAAAAUGGCCACUGGACCUGUUGAGCUGUAAAGGUACUGAGUUCCAAUGAUAACCAUGGUAGCAAAAAAAUAAAAUAAAAUAAACUAUAUGCAAUUCAGGUUUGAGCUCUGCUGCUAGUAGGGUAAGUCUGUGCUGGCUGUGGUAUCUUUUCCUCUCCCUCUGUCUGUCUGAAAAAGUCAACUGGAGCAGUGGAGACAGCACAGCCGUUAUGCAAAGUACUUUUAUUCCUGGGGCAUCACAGGCCCCAGGUUCAAUUCCUCCACACCGCCAUAAGCCAGAGUUGAGCAGUGCUUUGGUAAAAUAAUAAUAAUAAUACUAAUAGUUACACUCCCCUCCUUCCUCACACCCCUCCACCUCCUCCUCUUGUGUGUGUGUGUGGGGGGGGGGAAUUAGGCCCUCAUAUAAUUUUUUAAGUGGCUUAUUAUUUUUUAUUUUAUUCUUUACCAGAGCACUUCUCAGCUCUGGUUUGUGGUGGUGUGGAGGAUUGAACCUGGGUCUUUGGAGCCUCAGGCAUGAGUGUCGGUAAACCAAAUCUCUUUUUGGAACCAUGAAAAUUUUGCUGGUUUUUGACUUUGAUAAUACGAUCAUAAAUGACAAUAGUGAUACUUCGAUUAUACAGUGUGCUCCAGGGAAAAAGCUUCCUAGUGAACUGAAAGAUUCCUAUAAAAAAGGAUUUUGGACAGAAUUUAUGGGCAGAGUCUUUAAAUAUUUGGGAGAAGAAGGUGUAAGAGAAGAUGAAAUGAGACGCACAGUGACAUCAAUGCCUCUCACUCCGGGGAUGGUUGAGCUUUUAACUUUUAUAAGAAAGAAAAAGGACACAUUCGACUGCAUCAUUAUUUCAGAUUCAAAUUCAGUUUUCAUAAAUUGGGUUUUAGAAGCUUCUGAAUUUCAUGAUGUGUUUGAUAAAGUAUUCACAAACCCAGCAGCUUUUGAUAGCAAUGGUUAUCUCACUGUGCAAAAUCAUCAUGCUCAUUCCUGCAGUAAAUGUCCAAAGAACCUUUGCAAAAAUGUAGUUUUGGUAGAAUUUGUAGACCAACAGUUACAACAGGGCGUGAAUUAUACACGAAUUGUUUAUAUUGGUGACGGUGGAAAUGAUGUCUGCCCAGUGACCUCUUUAAAGAAGGAUGAUGUUGCCAUGGCACGGAAAGGAUAUACGUUACAGAAAACCGUUACCAGAAUGUCUCAAAAUCUCGAGCCUAUAGCAUCUUCUGUUGUAAUUUGGUCUUCAGGUAUUGAAAUCAUUUCUCAUUUACAGUUUCUAAUAAAGGAGUAAUGUGCUGGCAA
Molecule: messenger RNA, 1464 nt
Organism: Erinaceus europaeus (western European hedgehog)
Lineage: Eukaryota; Metazoa; Chordata; Mammalia; Eulipotyphla; Erinaceidae
Gene: PHOSPHO2
Product: phosphatase, orphan 2
Exons: 2
Coding region: 728-1453 (241 amino acids)
Molecular function (GO): phosphatase activity
Source: RefSeq, a predicted model, not a curated record